AUGUCCGAUAAGAAGGCCACGAGCACCGCAGGCGCUGGCGGCGACCAGCAGCAAGAUCCAGCCGCUGCCUACCAAGCCUACGGCAACUACGACACUAACGCUUACUAUGGGAGUGCUACCGGUCAAUAUGGGCAGUAUGGCGCGACUGGUGACAACGCAGCCUACGCACAGCAAUACGCCGACUACUACGCAUCGCAAAGCCAGCAGCCAUCCGGUGGUUACGGCGGAGGUGACCAGAAGACCGGUAGCGGCGGCGGAUACCAAUCACGCGACGACAAAGGUGGUUAUGGUGGCGGCAGCGGCGGCGGCGGGAGUUACGAUAACGGAUCCCGUGGCGGCGGUGGAGGAGGAUACCAGUCGAGAGACUCGUAUGGAAACGGUGGCGGCGGUGGCGGGUACCAGGCGAAAGACUCGUAUGGAGGCGGGGGAAGGUCUUCUGGCGGAGGAUAUGGGAGCGAAUCUGCGAGCAGUGGCCCUGGUCCUACUAAUAGCCAAGGCAAAACGCUGAGUGAGGAUACCAUCUACAUUACCGGAUUACCGAAGACCGCCACUGAGCAGAAGCUGAUAGACCAUUUUGGAAGCAUCGGGAUCAUUAAAAUGGACAAAAAGACCAUGAAGCCAAAAGUGUGGGUCUAUAAGGACAAAGUGAGCGGCGUCCCGAAAGGGGAUGCUACGGUGACAUACGAGGACCCCCAUUCCUGCGAUGGUGCCAUCAAGUGGUUCAACGGCAAUGACUUUGAAGGCUCGAAACUGAGCGUCGAACGCGCUGAACAGAAAGCACCUCCACCAGGCGGAUGGCAGAGCAGUCGUGGCCGAGGCCGUGGUCGCGGAGGAGGCUUUGGAGGAGGUGACCGAGGUGGUGGUGGUGGCGGCGGGGGCGGUUUUGGCGGACGAGAAGGCGAUUGGAGCUGUACAUGCGGCAACACGAAUUUCGCCAGAAGAUUCGAAUGCAACAAGUGUGGAGCCCCGAAACCCGGCGGCGGUGACUCUGGCGGCGCGCCUUCAUCUCGCGGCGGAUAUGGUGGGGGCCGAGGGGGCGGUCCGGGCGGAAACCGACGUGAUGGGGACUGGAACUGCGACGGCUGCGGAAACGACAACUUUGCCUCCCGAACUAGCUGCAACCGUUGUCAUGCACCCAAACCAUCCGGAGGAGGCGGCGGCGGCGCCAGUGGUGGGGGUUACGGAGGCGGUCGCGGCGGCGGGGGUGGUGGUGGAGGAGGAUAUGGAGGCAGCUCAUACGACCGCGGGGAUCAGCGGUCGGAUUCGAGGAGGGAUAGGAGGGAUCAUCCUUAUGCUCGGUGAUUUGUGUUGGGAAUAUUGUAGGGUUGGCGGGUCAUGGGAUGCGCUUUUGAGGUGGCCCAUGCGUUUGUAGAGUAGAUUAUCCGGGGGGGGGAGGUGUUGGUGCACAACUAUGUAUAGGUUGCUUGUUUUCUUUUUAAAUGUUGGAAUGCCGCCUUUCUCUGCCGCCCUGGGGGGGCAACGCGUCGAAACUACUGUACUGUACUUCUCCGUC
This is a messenger RNA of Fimicolochytrium jonesii, 1513 nucleotides long. RefSeq lists its product as uncharacterized. Gene Ontology annotation, biological process: regulation of DNA-templated transcription. Gene Ontology annotation, molecular function: transcription coregulator activity; RNA binding. The transcript is spliced from 7 exons. Lineage: Eukaryota; Fungi; Chytridiomycota; Chytridiomycetes; Spizellomycetales; Powellomycetaceae. Gene Ontology annotation, cellular component: nucleus. The record is from RefSeq and is a predicted model, not a curated record. The coding region runs from base 1 to 1302 and encodes 433 amino acids.